Molecule: messenger RNA, 1025 nt
Organism: Equus quagga
Lineage: Eukaryota; Metazoa; Chordata; Mammalia; Perissodactyla; Equidae
Gene: RNASE13
Product: ribonuclease A family member 13 (inactive)
Exons: 1
Coding region: 304-765 (153 amino acids)
Molecular function (GO): nucleic acid binding
Source: RefSeq, a predicted model, not a curated record
ACCUCUUAUUCCGUAAGUGUUACAGCUCAUAGACUGGGUGAGGCUGAGACCCUGAGUUAGAACAAGGGAAAGGAGGGAAUGGCUGAAGGUGGCUGACCAGCUGAGUGACCUUGGGCAAGUGUCUUUUCUCUCUGGGGCAUAAGGAAUUGGGCUGGAUGAUCUCCGAGGUACAGCCCAGCUCUUGGGGUGUAGGUGAAGGCACAGAAGGAAGGCUGGGGUAAUGCUGGUGGCUCCAGGAAGAGGCAGACAGCCACCCUAGGCCCACUUCUGCCUCCAACCACCUAAAUUCUUCCAGCAGGAGGAAUGGCACAAGCUGUGGCCUGGCUCCUCUUCCUCCAGCUUGUUCUAGAACAAACUCAGGUUGUGGACAGCAAGUUGCAGAUUGCUAUCAAGAACUUCCGCACCUUACACAUCGACUAUCCCAUGGUUAACUAUCCAGAGGGUUUCCAGGGCUACUGUAAUGGUCUGAUGGCUUAUGUGCGGGAUGUAAAGCAAAGCUGGUAUUGUCCAAAGACCCAUUAUGUGGUACAUGCCCCCUGGAAAGCUGUCCGGGAGUUCUGCAAGUACAGUGAAAGCUUCUGUGAGAAUUACAACGAAUACUGUACACUCACCCAUGACUCCUAUCCCCUCACGAUCUGUUCUCUGGGUUCCAUACAACCUCCCACCAGCUGCCGCUACAAUGGCACCCUAACCAACCAAAGGCUCUACCUGCUCUGUUCCCGAAAGUAUGAUGCUGAACCCAUAGGUAUCAUUGGCCUCUACUAAGGAAGGGAGGCAUUCAUUCUUUACCACCUCCUACUGCCACCACAGACCAGCCUGUCCCCAUUCCCUAAACUCUGACCCCUGGUACAACCCUUCCUCCCUGACUUCGAGAGCAGGUAGGGUCCUCCCAAGAGACUAGGGAGGUAGGAAUAAUGUCCAGAGCUUUGGUCACCAUGCAAAGUCUUACUGUCAUCUGGUCCCAACUUGUUUACCUCCCCCUCCUCUAUCAUCCUCCCUCUCCCACAGACAGUUUUACCUACCCA